UGCCAUAUUUUUCUCAAAAAACCCAUAUAACCAGACAUGACACCCCCAAAAUCUCAUAUAUAUAUAUAUAUAUUUUUUUUUUUUCACUCUUUCAAUUUCCCCCUGAUUUUUAAUGGAGUUUUUCCGAUGGAAUCCACAGGAUACACUAACCGUAAAGGCACCAAAGAGAUCUCCACUUGCACUGAGAAUGGUGGUUUUACUUUUUGCUCUGGCUUGUGGAGUUUACAUUUGCUUGAUUUGCUUGAGACAAACAAGGCUCAACAACAAAAUCAGAUUCCUGAAUGUCAGAGUGAUAGAACAGCUUUGCCCUGCUUCUGGAAUGAAAAAUUUGGAAAUUCCCAAUGUGCAUUUCCCCAAGCCUAAGACAUAUAGCAGAGAAGAAUGUGCGUGUAAUCCAGUACGGUUUUUCGCGAUCUUGUCGAUGCAGAGAUCUGGGAGUGGAUGGUUCGAGACAUUGUUGAAUAGUCAUAUGAAUGUGAGCUCAAAUGGGGAAAUCCUUGGAGCGAAAGAGAGGAGGAGUAAUGUUUCGACGAUCAUAGACGUGCUGGAUAAAGUAUAUAAUCUUGACUUUUUCACUAGUGCGUCAAAGAAUGAGUGCUCGGCAGCCGUAGGGUUCAAAUGGAUGCUUAAUCAGGGAUUGAUGCAACACCACAAAGAGAUAGUACAGUACUUUAACAAUAGAGGCGUCUCUGCAAUAUUUCUCUUCCGAAGGAAUCAGCUACGUAGAAUGAUUUCUUUGCUUGCUAAUUCCUAUGAUAGUCAGGCUAAGCUAUUGAAUGGAACACACAAGUCUCAUGUUCAUUCGUUGCGUGAGGCUCAAAUACUUGCAAAUUAUAAGCCGAAAGUGAAUGCCACAUUACUCAUUCACAAUCUGAAGGAAGCAGAGAAAACAAUAGCCAAGGCUUUGGAAUACUUUAAGAGCACUCGCCAAAUCAUUCUUUACUAUGAGGACAUAGUGAGCAACCGAACCAAACUUGUUGAUGUUCAAGAGUUUCUGAGGCUGCCAUAUAGAGAACUCACAAGCAGUCAAGUUAAGAUACACAGUGGCCCCUUAUCGAAGCAAAUUGAGAACUGGGGUGAUAUCCAAAAAGCAAUCAAGGGAACGUCGUAUGAGAGCUUCCUCAAUCAAGAUUACCAAUUGUAGUUUUGACAGCACCUGGCAUUUCCGUAAAUAAAAGAACUACAUUCGAAUUUCGCUGCAUGAAGUGCAGCUCUCACAAUUUUGAUACCCAGCGAAGGAUGUCAUACUGCCACUAUUUUCAGGCUUUUUUUUUUUCUUUUCUCCCUCUUCUUAUUCUCAUAUAUAUAUAUAUACCAUUCUUUCACAAGCUGCCCUUGGCUUCUUCCUGUACAUUUCUGCUAAAAUUUACAAUUUCUUGAUGUCUAUCGAUCUGCCCAGAAUGUGUUAUAAUCAAGAAAUGAAGAGAGUUGUUGGAAGAUGGCCAAUUUCCUCACGGAAAACAAAUCUAGAUGAAAGUGUUAGUGAAAAGUAUAUAAAAACUAAGAUUAAACCUGCACAGGAAACCGUGCUAGGAUUCUGUAAAGAUCCAAAUUAUCCAAUGAAGCUAGAAAGCAUCUUCACAUCUUUCAGUUGUCUACUGCAAAACUGCAUAGCUGAUAGCCUGAUAUAUCCUUCAGGGCCCCUUUCUAUGAAGAGACUAAC
Rhododendron vialii is the source of this 1663-nucleotide messenger RNA. RefSeq lists its product as uncharacterized. The coding region runs from base 113 to 1144 and encodes 343 amino acids. NCBI's taxonomy places the organism in Eukaryota, Viridiplantae, Streptophyta, Magnoliopsida, Ericales, Ericaceae. The transcript has 6 exons. The record is from RefSeq and is a predicted model, not a curated record.